AUAAAUAAGGAACAGGUCAUUUUUAAACUGUAAGAUCAGUAUGUACAAAAAUCACAUAAACUUUUAAACUUAAAACAUUUCGUGGUGAUAGGAAUGCCAUUGUUGUUAUCAUCAUAACAACUGAACACACACUACUGCUUAACAGAAAUGGGGGGGGGAGAAGAAAUUUCCCACCAAAAAGUAAUGAAAAGAAAGUUAAUACAGGACUUCCAUAAAAACAGUUUUGGACUUCAGCCAGAAAGCUUUUUGCUUGGACCUGGUUAAGUCUUCCUAAGGGAAGCAUUAUUUUUUUGUUGCAGAGGCUCAAGUCUCUAUUUUUAGAGCACAUCAUAGUCAAUGAAUUUAGCACUUUCACAUUUGAACCAACAGUUUAUUAAUAUUUUUUUCAGGCCUUCUGUAACACCACAUGGUAGUUUAUUCACUUAAUAAUAAUUUUGUAAAUUGUCAUGCCUGUCAUUAAAUGGGGUUUACCCCAAAUAACCUCUUGGAUUUGACAAGUAAGGCUCAGCUAUUCCACAUUGUGCAUUAACUGUGUGACCUUCUUGUUUCCUUUCAAGCCCUCUGUUCAGUGGAGUGUUCAGCACUGUGAUCAGAGGGCCCUUGUGUGGGAGGGGAGGGAGAGCUGUGUGUAGUGGAGCUCAACAGGCUGGAGAACCAGCUAAUGGGAACAUCAUGAAGUGACAGAAAGGUGAAUGCAAAGCCCAUCAGAUGGGAGGAAUAGCCCCAUGUACCAGCACAUGAUGGUCAUUGAGCAGCCAGGCUGAAUCUCUGCAGAGAAGGCCCUGGUGGAGGUGGCCAUGACCUGGCAGUGAGUUCUGGCAGCAAGGAAGGGCAAGGAAGGUCCUUUCCCUCUGCUCAGCACUGGCAAGGCACACCUUGAGUGUGGGGUCCCAUCCUGGGCUCCUCAGCAGGAAAAGAUGGGAACACACAGGGUGGACCCAGCAGAGGCCACCAGGAUGGCUGGGAGCUGGAGCACAGAGCACAUGGAGAGAGGCUGGAGCACAUGGAGAGGGGCUGGAGCACAUGGAGAGGGGCUGGAGCACAGAGCACAUGGAGAGAGGCUGGAGCACACAGCACAUGGAGAGGGGCUGGAGCACAGAGCACAUGGAGAGAGGCUGGAGCACAGGACACAUGGAGAGGGGCUGGAGCACAGAGCACAUGGAGAGGGGCUGGAGCACAGAGCACAUAGAGAGGGGCUGGAGCACAGGGCACAUGGAGAGGGGCUGGAGCACAGAGCACAUGGAGAGGGGCUGGAGCACAGAGCACGUGGAGAGGGGCUGGAGCACAGGACACAUGGAGAGAGGCUGGAGCACAGAGCACAUGGAGAGAGGCUGGAGCACAGGGCACAUGGAGAGAGGCUGGAGCACAGAGCACAUGGAGAGAGGCUGGAGCACAGGGCACGUGGAGAGGGGCUGGAGCACAGAGCACAUGGAGUGAGGCUGGAGCACAGAGCACAUGGAGGGGCUGGAGCACAGGACACAUGGAGAGGGGCUGGAGCACAGGGCACAUUGAGAGAGGCUGGAGCACAGAGCACAUGGAGAGGGGCUGGAGCACAGGGCACAUGGAGAGAGGCUGGAGCACAGAGCACAGGGAGAGGGGCUGGAGCACAGGGCACAUGGAGAGAGGCUGGAGCACAGAGCACAUGGAGAGGGGCUGGAGCACAGAGCACAUGGAGAGAGGCUGGAGCACAGGGCACAUGGAGAGGGGCUGGAGCACAGAGCCAUGGAGGGGGGCUGCAGCACAGAGCACAUGGAGAGAGGCUGGAGCACAGAGCACAUGGAGAGGGGCUGGAGCACAUGGAGAGGGGCUGGAGCACAGGGCACAUGGAGAGAGGCUGGAGCACAGGGCACAUGGAGAGAGGCUGAGGCACAUGGGCCAUCCAGCCUGGAAAGGGGAAGGAUUCAGAGGGACAGCCUGAAAGAGAUCCUCUGCAAUCUGUAGUGAGAACUUGUGGAGAAGAUGGAGCCAAACUCUUCCUUGGGUUGCACAGAAAAAGGACAAGAGGCAGCAGACAUAAGGUGCAACAUAGGACACACCCACCAGAUUUCAGGAAAAAAUGAUCACCCUGAAGGUGGUCAGACACAGGGUUCAGGAAUCUGUGUCAUUGUCAUCCCUAGAGAGAAGCAAAACAUGACUGGACAAGGCAGGAGAAACCUGGUCAAAAUUUUGUCCUGCUCUGAGCAGAAAUUAGGUGACCCCAGGGAUCUCUUCCAUCCUGAAUUAUUCUGGUUCUCUGAUUCACACCUCUUCACCAAGCUGUGGGUUUUUAUAACAUGCCCAAGUCACUUGAAGUAUCACAUCCAAGCCCCUGAAUCACAUCUGUGUGACCUACUCUAACCUGACCUAACAUUUGAUCCUAAAAGUGCCUCAUAGCAAAGAAAAGAGUGGGGACGUUCAGUUCUUGGUAACAAAGUGUUUAUAGCACUGAGUAUUUCAUUUGCUAAGAAAAGAGCUGAAUCUGCCUUUGCACAGGAGUGCUCAGCAGCACCACUGCUUUUGCAGCAAUGGGAAGGUGCUGGGCUCUGUGGGGAGAUGCAAAUCCAGAUUAACACUUUAAUCCACCACAAAUGGGAUGGAUAACUUCCUGGGGGUUUAGAUGUCACCAAUCAAAGUGGAGUCACAUCCACUGCUCUGCAGUCAGGGCAGACAAAACCCCACCAGGUACAACUGAGCCCCUUGCUCUCAGGACUGAAAAGUUAAUAAGCAAAUGCUACACACCACCAGCACAGAGGGAAGGGCUCUGGGGAGGGCAGGACACAGGUCACUGAUGACAGAGUCAGGAAAGUUUUGGAAGAGCUGAGCAGCUCUGGUAAUGCAGCCCAAAGCAGCCCCACAAAGAAAACAUUGUCAGGGGCUUUUCCACCAGCCAGCUGAAGCCAAUAUAGAAAUAUUAAAUAAGAAACCAAUGUUAGACAAAUUCACUGGAGACAGUUUGGCUUUUUGUUAUUUGAUUUUCCAAGGGUGGGGAGUUAAUUUAUUUUUCUAUUUUUAAAGACUUUUUUCCCUCUGCAAGAAAACCUCCACAAACCACAGAGUGAUAGCAAUAGAAACACACGAGCAUAGGAGCUCACCAGUGGUUUGUGGUGGAUUCCCUUUCACUGUCAGAUUUUAAACUGAGAUUGGAGAACUUAGAACUGAUGCUGUGUUUUACAGAGGGAUUAAUUCUGGGAAGUCCAGAGUCUGAUUAUACCAGGUCAUUUGACCAGACAGCAAAGAUUUAUUCUGGUUCACAAGAAAAGGUUAGCUUGUUGACAGAGAGAUGAAACAUGGGAAGAGGGAGUGUGGGGGCACUGAGCACUGAGGCAGAAACAGCCACACAUCCCCUUGAGAAAACAGAAUCCUCAGGGGGAGGAAUGAAAGAUUUGAGAAACAAGACCCUGUAUUUACAGCCCAGAGAGCAAACCAUGUGCUGGGCUGCAUCAGAAGUGGUGCAGCCAGCAGAGCAGGGGAGGUGGUUCUGCCCUUCUUCUCCUCUCUCGUGAGCCCCCACCUGCAGUGCUGUGCCCAGCUCCGGGGUCCUUGACCCAGGAGAGACACGGAUCUGUUGGAGUGGGUCCACAGGAGGCCACAGAGGGCUCCAAGGGCUGGAGCACCUCUGCUGUGGAGACAGACUAGAGAGCUGGGGCUGUUCAGCCUGGAAAAAAGGCUCCAGGGAGACCUUGGAGCACCUUUCAGUACCCAAAUGAAGCUUACAAGAAUGAUUGGGACAGAAUUUUCAGCAGGGCCUGCAGUGAUGAAAGGUGUAAUCAUUUUCAAUUAAAAAAGAGUAGAUUUCAAUUAGACAUAAAGUAGUUUUUUAGCACUUAGUGCUGUGGUCUCGUUGAGAGGGUGAUGACUGGUUAAAGGUUGGACUUGAUGAUCCUGUAAGUCUUUUCCUACAUAAACGACUCUGAUUCUGUGAUAGCAGGAGCGUGGUGAGGCACUGGAACGGGUUAUCCAGGAUGCCCCAUCCCUGGAAGCGUUCGGGGCCAGGCUGGACAGGGCAACCUGAUGUAGUGACAGUGAUCCUGCCCAUGCGAGGGUGCAACGAGGUCCAGCCUCAAGGUCCCUUCCAGCCGAGCCAUCCCGAGACUGUGUUGCAGAGCCCGAGUCGUGUCUGCUUCACCCGCCACCGGGAAUCGCGUAUUCAAAGCUGAAGUGUGGUUCCCAAGCCUUUCCCUCGCUUUCUCAAGUGUCCAGGUGCCCUUUAGCUCCUUGCUGAAGCUCUCCUUACAACAGAGUCUGAAAAUCUUGCUCAAUCAAGGAUCUAAAAAUGCAGUAAGAAAACACUAUGAGAAAGUUUGGAUGGCUUUUGGGCUGGAGCUAAGACAAAAGGAGGGACAGAGAAUCCAACGUGCACUGGAGAGCUGACAUCUCAAAUUGCUUCUGCAGCACUCCCUGAGCCAUAAAUCAGACUGUUCAUGAGGGGGCUGCUCUGCCAAUAUACAUAGAGAGAAAUACUAGAUGGAAAGCAGCAAAUCUGCAUUAGAUCCAUCUCUAGCAUAGCAGAAAUCCUUUACUCCAGUUAGAUGAGAGAAACUGAUGUUUGCAAACCACAGAAGGUUUGGCAAGGGUAAAAUUGUACAUGCUAAUGAGCCCCCAAAGAAUUUUGACCUGUGAAGGAUAUUUAAAUACUGAGAAAGAUUUAUAUCCAAUAAUACACAAAAGUGGAAGUGAAUGCAGGAUAUGGGGAACUAGAAACAUACUCCAAACAUCUUCCUGCUCACAUCAGCAUUGAGAAAUAAUUCAAGAAAAUACCAAAUAAAUAAGCAGUGAGAAAAGUGAGAAUCCUUAGCCAGAGAAACUCCCUGGUAUGAUCUGUCACUGUCUGCAUUUGGUAUUUAAAAUCCUUAUUGCUACAAAAUGCUGUACUAGGUCCUUGCACAGACUCUGCUCUGGAGAACUUGUGGUCUGCCCAGUCACUGUCAAGGAGGUUUUAAGUUACAGUGGCACAAGAGGCAAGUGAUGGAUUAUUGAUAGACUGGGCAUUAACUGAACACAGAUUUCUCAAGCCUCAGGUCGAUGAAACAACCACAGGCCAUCAGUCUCUCACCACCACUAUGCAGAUGUGCUCACCCUCUAAAUGAUAUUUCACCAAAAUGGUUUGCAAUAAAACUUCCCCAUUAAUCCUUUUCAGACCACAAUGUCAUGAAGUCAGAGGUUUUCCCAACCAGUUUUCUGCCUGCCUGCAACACCAGCCUGAUGCAAAAGAAGAUUCCAUCCAGUGAAGUCACAGCAAUAUGUUCAUUAUCUGCUACUAGAGCAGGCAGUUGCCAUUCCCUCCGUGCAUAUUUGCAGACAAUGCACAAAUCCAUGUCUGUAAUUGCAUUGAGUCUGGCUGAGCUGGAGUUCAUUUCCCCUCAGCAGCCCUCACAGUGCUGGGCUUUGCCCUGGGAGCUGGAAAGGUGUUGAUAACAUGCCCAUGUUGUGGUUGCUGCUGAGCAGGGCUGGCACAGCACCAGCACUGUCUCAACAUUCUGGGAGUGGGCAAGGUUCUGGGAGGGGACACAACUUAAUUUACCACAGGUAUAUUCUAGACCCUGUGAUGUCAGCUCAGAUACAAAGCCAAGGAAAGGAGGAGGGAGGAAGGACAUUUGUUAUUUACAAUGUUUGUUUUCCAGAUCAAUUUCCUCACCUGCUGAAGCCCUGCUUCCCAGGAAGUGGCUGAACAUCUCCUGAUGAUGGGGAGUAGAGAAUAAAUCUUAUUUUUUCCUCUUUGCUUGUGCAUGCACAAAUUUUUGCUGUUGCCUUAGUAAACUGCCUUAUCUCAAUCUACAAGUUUUCCCCCUCAGAUUUGAACAGUUACACACCACUGUUAUAAACAUGUCAUAACAAUUCAUUAAAGAGUGUAAUAACCAAUUUAUCUCAGCAAAGAGAACAGUGGAUCCAGAAGGCAACCUCUUUCUUGGGAGUUCAGUAAAUAUGAUCAAGGACACUUGCCAAUGUCCACAUUUAAUUCACAAACUCAAAUCCCAAUUCCUCUGCUAGUCAGUUUGACCACUGCUGCACACCACACCUAUUCACCCCAAUUAAAGGGUCAUUAAAGGAAAUUCUUAAAGCAAAAGCUUAAAAGGAACAAGUUCUGCCACUUUUAAAGCUUUUUAUUUGGUAUUUGGCUUUAAGCAGAAGAAGGAAAAAUUUGCAACAGAACCUGGUUUAUUUGUUAUUUUAAAAGCAUGUCAAGGCAGAGGGUUGUCUUCAGCCACCUGUUGGAACACUCGACACUAGAGAGCAGAUUCAGCAUUUGCAUGUUCCCA
Serinus canaria (Common canary) is the source of this 6236-nucleotide messenger RNA. RefSeq names its product suprabasin-like. The record is from RefSeq and is a predicted model, not a curated record. NCBI's taxonomy places the organism in Eukaryota, Metazoa, Chordata, Aves, Passeriformes, Fringillidae. The transcript has 4 exons. The coding region runs from base 918 to 1865 and encodes 315 amino acids.